ACGCAGAGCGGCGAUGAGGUCCCAGGCCGCAGCCUGCAGCCGAGGAGCUCUCGGAAAGCGCUCGGGAAGCCGUUCGUCCAGCGGGAGGGCCGAGGCGGCGCGUUCGGCCGGGGGCCCGUUUUGAGGAGGGUCCGCGGACUGUCGCUGCUUGCUCUCGCUUGCUGGCCGAGCGCCCUCCGAGGAGAGGGGAGACUUUUUCAGAGCAGCAGCCAUCCGGCGGACCAGCCUUUUCCAGCAGGAUGAGCCGGUGGCUUAAAUGUACCUCCGUGUACUUCAACACAGACUGGAACAAGUAUGACGACCGGCUGAUGAAGGCAGUUGAGCGGGGCGAGGGGGAGAAGGUCGCCGCUCUUCUCGGCAAGAAGGGCAUCGUCCCCACCAAACUGGACGUCGAGGGCCGUUCGGCAUUCCACCUGGCUGCCACCAGAGGACACCUGGACUGUCUGAACCUCAUCCUUGGGCACGGUGUCGAUGUCAUCGCCAAAGAUGCUGCCGGUAAGAAUGCUCUUCACUUGGCUGCAAGGAACGGACACUCUCUCUGUGUGCAGAAACUCUUGCAGCAUAAUUGUCCGGUCGGGAAUGUUGACCUGCAGGGAAGAACGGCACUGCACGAUGCAGUCAUGGCUGGCUGUGCUUCCAGUGUUAAACUCCUCUGUGACAGCGGGGCGUCUGUAAAUGCUACUGAUUUUGAUGGCCGAACUCCCCUAGUGCUGGCUACCCAGAUGUGCCACCCCCAUAUCUGCCAGCUACUGCUGGAGCGCAGGGCAGAUAUCACAGUACGGGACAAGCAGAACAAGACUGCACUGAUACUGGGAUGCGAAUACGUGUGCAAGGAUGCUGUGGAGGUCCUGCUGAGGGCUGGAGCGGAUGUCAUGGCCGUGGAUGGCUUCGGACACGACAGCUACCAUUAUGCCCGCCUUAGCAAGAACGUCGAGCUGGUGGCUCUGGUGAGGAACGCGGUGGAGAGUGCCGCAAAGGCCAAAGGAGCUGCAAAGAUGGAGCAGAGAUUGCGACAGCAGUCAAUAGAAAUGGCUAUUGAAGCAGAAGCAAACAUUAAGGAUCAAAUUAUACAUGAACUGGAGAGAAAGAAUGAGAGUCAACAGGAGAGUCUGAAAAAGCUUAAUAUGGAACAUAGAAUCCUGCUGGACAAGGUCAACCAACUGCAUCAGCAGCUCAGCCAGGAGAAGUUAAAUGUGGAAGACAUGCAGAAAGAGAGAGACCAACUGAAGUUGCUGCUGAUCUCCAAGGAGAAGGAGGACGGUGUCCGUACCCCAGAGACGGUGAAGGUCCAGUUAAAGAGUCCCCUGGGGGAUUAUUCAGGCCAGUCUGUUAUCAAAGGAAAAGACAACAUCCUGGUAAAACAGUCUCAAAGCCUGGAUUCUGCAUCGCUUCUGCAGUCAGGUCCCGCAUCGCUGCGAUCCGUGUCCCGCCCCCUGGAGCUGACGGUGCCGGGCAUGGUUCCGGCCGGGGAGGCAGAGGCUCUGCGCAAAGAACUUGAAGCGGUGAGAAAGAGUCGGGAGGCUGCAGAACAGGAGGCUGGAAGGCUCAAGGAAUCACUCGCACGUAAGAUCCAGGAGUGCGAGGAGCUGGCACAGAGCCGAGACGCCGCCAAGCGUGAAUCGGAGCGGCAGGUGCGGGAGCUGGAAGAGGCCCUGAGUGACGUACAGAAGAGGAUGUUAGACUCUGAGGCGAAAGUGAAGCAGCUGCAGUCUCACGUGGUGGCCGUAAAGGAGCGCCUGAGCAGCCAGCAGCUGGAAGACCUGAGGGUCCAGCUGCAGGAUGUCAAAUCAAAGUACGAGGGAGCCUCGACAGAGGUGGGUCGACUGCGUAAUCAGCUGAAACAGAGCGAGAAGGCCUUGGAAGAGUACAAGAAGAGCGAGGGAGCGCUGGCAGAAGAGACGGAGAGGCUGACGAAAGAGCUGGAGAAUGCCAAGAAGGACAAGGAAGCAUUGACCCUGGAACUGGUGGACAUGGAAUCUCUCGUGAAGGAGCUGGAGGUGGGGCAGAUGUCCAUGGUCCCUACAGAGAAGUUUGACAACAUGAAGAACCUUCUUACCAACGCUGUAGAUGAGAAGGAGAAGCAGCUGGCAGAGGUGAGGGAGGACUACGACAGGGUGCUUGAGGAGGCAGCGGAGCUCCACAGGGAGCUGGACAGUCAGAGGACCAGGGCUGAGAGAACUGUGUCCCAGACGGAGCAUGAAAGAGUGAGGGCUGCGCUAGAGGAACAGAAUGGGACCUUGAAGAAGAAGCUGACAGAUGUAACUGCCAAGAGCCAGGCGCUUAUCCGAGAGGUGGAGGAGAUUGAAAAAGAGAGGGAACUUUUGAGGGUACGUGUUCAGGACCUGAAUAAGAAGAUGCAAACUCAGUAUGUGCCCCUAAAGUCCCACGAGGAGCUGAAGAAAUCACUCAACCACAGCAUAGAGGACCUUAACAAGCAGCUAAUAGAAGCUGUGCAGAAGAGAAACAAGGAUGAGGAAGAGCUAAAGAAGCUUGAGGUAGAGAGGGCCACACUGUGUGAAAAUGUGACCAACCUGAAGAGUCAGUACAUCCAGAAGGAGAGGUUGGAUCAGGAGGUGGCAACGCUGACGGCUCAUAAUGGAGAGCUGGAGAAGGAGCUGGAACUCCUUAAGGCACAGUGUCAGGACAAGGAAAAAGAGCUGGACAAGGUGGUGGCUGAGUACACGUCCCUGAGGCAGAGCUUGCAGAGAGGGUUUGUACCGAGAGGCGAGCAUGAGAAAAUGAAAGAUGAGUUAAGUAGAGCUUUGGAGGAAGCAAAGUGUCAAGUUUCCAGUAUGGUAAAGCGGUGCAAGGAAAGUGAGGAUGAGUUGGGGAAAGUGAAAGAAAGGAGUGAGGCGUUGAACAAGAAACUGCAAGGUGCUCAGACCACUUUGGAAAAGGACUACGUUAGUUUUAAAGAACACGAAGAAGUGAAAAGCAAGUUGAGCCGUGCCGUUUCUGAAAUGGAGAACAGGGAAAAGGAGGCCUUGCUGAAAUACCAGUCUGCCCAGGAGGAAACAAAUAAGCUUCACAAAGAGAUAGAGGAACAAAAGAAGGAACUGGACACGAUUCAGGAGGCAAUUCGGUCGAGGUUCAUUCCUCUGGCCGUUGUUGAAGAGAGAGAGCUCUCGUUCAGUGCUUCUCUGAAGAACUUAACCGAGCAGCUUGCAGAGAUGCAGGAGAAGUACAACCGUGUGAAGAAGGAGGGAGAAUGUCACAAGCGGGAGAAGGAGAUGCUGGAAGUGGAGAUGACGUCUGUGCAGGAGAAGAUGGAGAAGGCCUUUGUGCCAGCUGAGAAGUAUCAGGAAGUAGAGCGCUUGUACCGAGGGCUUGGCCAGAGACUGGAGGACCUGGAAAAACAGUGCAAGGAUGUGAGCGUUCAGAAAACUGAGUUGGAGGAGAGGAAGGCCCAGUGCGAUGCUGAAAUUCAGAGCCUGAGGCACAAGCUGGAAACGGAGCGUGUGCCGCUGGAGCAGUUCGAGGCCGUGAAGCAGUCCCUGAACGGCAGCCUCCAGCAGGCGAGGCAGGAGUGCGAACGAGCGGCGGAGGCCCACCGGAGAGAGGCGGACAGAGCGGGUGCCCUGGAGAAGGAGCUGCAGGCCCGUAGCGGUGAUGCUGCCCGGCUUGCGGAGCAAGUCCGCAUCAGGGAGGCCUUGGAGGAAGAGGUGGCUCACCUCAAACUGGUCUUGAGGGAGGCGGAGGAGAGCAAUGCGCAGAGGUCAGAGGACGUGGCCUCCCUUCAGUCCGAGCUGCUGAGGGCCACUAGGACCCUGCAGGACCUCCAGAGCAGAGGGGUGGAAGAAGUGGCGUCGCUUGGGGCGGAGAGGCAGAAGUUUGAGGAAGAAGUGGUGGCUCUCAGGGAGAGGCUCUCAGUUGUGAACGAGCAGUACGAGGAGCUGUACAGAGAGGCUGCCCAAGCGAAGGAGAGCGAAGCAAGGGCCAGGAUGCAGACAGAAGCCCUCCAGGCCAAGAGCAUCUCCAUCGAGGAUGAGAUCAAGGAGCUGAAGAGGAGGUAUGACGACUCCCUUAGCACCAUAGGGGACCUGCAGAAGAGGAUUCAAAUGUCUUCAGAGCAGACCGAAAUGAAAGAUAAGAAGAUCACGGAGCUGCUGGCGGACGUGGAGCGACUCAAGCAGGCUCUCAACGGCCUCUCCCAGCUGGCCUACGCCGGCAACACGCCCAAACAGAGGCAGAACCAGCACGCCGAAGCCCUCCAGGCCCAAGUGAAGAGCCUGCAGCAGCAGCUGGCCGAUGCUGAACGGCAGCACAGGGAGGUGGUUUCCAUUUAUCGAACGCAUCUGCUCAGCGCGGCGCAGGGCCAUAUGGAUGAGGAUGUGCAGGCCGCCUUGCUCCAGAUCAUCCGCAUGAGGCAGCAGUUUGUGUGUUAGCGGCAGCGAGGAGGAGGCGCCCGCGGGAGGGAUCCCAUCGCCGAGCGGCCAGACCCGAUUGACGCGAGUCCUGUUCGCAACCCUCACUUUGCAGCCAAUGAACCAAAAAUACUCUCAUCGCUUGUCACCUGUCAGUGGUACUUUUCAGGCAAACUGAGAGAGCUGGGAGCUUUGACAGAGUGUGGUGUUCUUAGGGGAAAAGGUACUGUAGAUGGCAGGAUGACCAGGGGUUGCUCAUUCAGUACUCGUCUAGCCUUUCCUGCUUUACUGGGGAUUAUUUGUACAUCUGAGUUAAAUGCAUCCAUGACUGUUGGGUCACUCUCUAUUGACUUCGAACACUUUUACACUGACGUUUAGGUGGUAUGAAUAUGGUACGGAAAAUAAGUGGGUAAAGCGCACCGUGGAUGGCUUUUUCCUUUGUUUUUCAAAUUCUCUUGCAAAGGCCGAUAAAGAAUUAUGUGGCCUGUAUAGAUCUUACAUUUUUGUUUUGGUUGCAUCAUUUGAUCACUUUCAAUUGAUUUACAUGAAAUGGCUGUGAACAUUAACAGUGCAUUAUUUACCUGCUAAAACUACUGAACUCUUGUUGCCCUGUGACUCUACAGUCUAGUCAAAGCUAUCGAGUCCUGCCGCAGCCACGGUCGCAGUGCAUCAGCUGUACCCAGUCUGCGUACCUUGUUCAUACCGCAUCGUGCAUAGUUUCGCAGCAUUGUUGUACGCCGAGGAUCUGGGACGCACCUUCCUCAACUUGUAAUAUGUACCUGAGCACCACGUAGCAUAUUGUUACCAUCAUGAUGAUUAUUGUUGUCAUUACUUCACCUUCACCUUGACUUGCCAUAGAGCCGCCUCAGCUGUCGCAGAGAGAAGUACCUAAGUGGCAGUGUCCUCACUCCCUCAGUGAGGCAGCUCUCUUGUGACCCACAACAAACCGCGGUGCCUCUAGAUGUAGGUGCUGGAUUUGGUUCACUGAACACUCAUGAUGUCUUCCUUGAGAAGGAAAGGUCAGUCAUCUCUGAGUCCCAGUAGCAGUGCUCUGCUAAGUUCUCUGUGUGUGUGUGUGUGUGUGUGUGUGUGUGUGUGUGUGUGUG
Molecule: messenger RNA, 5470 nt
Organism: Scleropages formosus (Asian bonytongue)
Lineage: Eukaryota; Metazoa; Chordata; Actinopteri; Osteoglossiformes; Osteoglossidae
Product: uveal autoantigen with coiled-coil domains and ankyrin repeats protein-like
Exons: 19
Coding region: 240-4385 (1381 amino acids)
Molecular function (GO): actin binding
Source: RefSeq, a predicted model, not a curated record